AUGGCCAAUCUGGAGACAUGUCCCCCUUUGACCAGAGGCGCAGUCCUCGAGGCGCACAAGCUUAUCGAAACCCACAUCCAUCGAACCCCAGUCAUCGCAAGCAAGACCCUGAACAAGAUGGCAUCUACACCAAGGGAAUCUGCUUCGAUUAACGGUUCUAGCCCCGCAAAGCCUGUCGUCAGACUCCAUUUCAAGUGCGAGAAUAUGCAGCGCAUGGGUGCCUUCAAGGCCCGAGGUGCUUUCCACGCUAUAGAAAGACUUCUGCAAGAGCCAGGGUGGAUAGAGAAUGGCGAAAAAGAAAAGGGCGUUGUAGGAUUCAGUUCUGGCAACCACGCUCAAGCAUUAGCUCUCGCUGCGACCGACAAAGGCAUCAAAUCUUACAUUGUUAUGCCCGGCACCACAUGGCCGAACAAGAUUGCAGCCACCAAGGGAUACGGCGCAGAGUUCAUCUUCUCUGGCCCUCAAUUUGAAGAUCGAGAGGUGGUCGCGGCUAAAGUCGUGAAUGACACUGGCGCCCGCCUUGUGCCGCCUCAUAACCAUCCGGAUAUCAUCCUCGGCCAGGCAACGGCAGGUCUCGAGUUUCAACAGCAGGUCAAGGACCUUGAUGCCAUUCUUUCCCCUUGCAGCGGCGGAGGUCUGCUUUCUGGCACUGCUCUUAGCUGCGAGGAUACUAUUCUGGCACAAGAAUCACAGAGGUCAGCACCAGAACUAUCGCUGAUGGGUUGA
Fusarium falciforme is the source of this 726-nucleotide messenger RNA. Its product is annotated as Putative serine racemase. NCBI's taxonomy places the organism in Eukaryota, Fungi, Ascomycota, Sordariomycetes, Hypocreales, Nectriaceae. The record is from RefSeq and is a predicted model, not a curated record. Gene Ontology annotation, biological process: D-serine biosynthetic process; L-serine metabolic process; pyruvate biosynthetic process. Gene Ontology annotation, molecular function: pyridoxal phosphate binding; magnesium ion binding; L-serine ammonia-lyase activity. The transcript is spliced from 2 exons. The coding region runs from base 1 to 726 and encodes 241 amino acids.